Messenger RNA from Hyaena hyaena (striped hyena), 3767 nucleotides. RefSeq names its product vesicle amine transport 1 like (gene VAT1L). The record is from RefSeq and is a predicted model, not a curated record. NCBI's taxonomy places the organism in Eukaryota, Metazoa, Chordata, Mammalia, Carnivora, Hyaenidae. Gene Ontology annotation, molecular function: zinc ion binding; oxidoreductase activity. Bases 57 to 1310 code for a protein of 417 amino acids. The transcript is spliced from 9 exons.
CCGAGCCCCCCGCGCCGCAGCCGCCGCAGCCCGUGCGCCCCGCGCCCCCGAGCGCCAUGGCCAAGGAAGGCGUGGAGAAGGCGGAGGAGACGGAGCAAAUGAUCGAGAAGGAGGCAGGCAAGGAGCCUGCCGAGGGCGGCGGCGGUUCUCACCGCCUCGGGGACGCCCAGGAGAUGCGCGCCGUGGUGCUGGCCGGCUUCGGGGGGCUCAACAAGCUGCGGGUCACCAGGAAGGCCAUGCCCGAGCCGCAGGACGGCGAGCUCAAGAUCCGCGUCAAAGCCUGUGGAUUAAACUUCAUUGACUUGAUGGUACGACAAGGGAACAUCGAUAACCCUCCCAAGACUCCCCUGGUGCCCGGAUUUGAGUGUUCUGGGAUCGUGGAAGCUCUGGGGGACAGUGUGAAAGGAUACGAGAUCGGGGACCGUGUCAUGGCGUUUGUGAAUUACAAUGCCUGGGCAGAGGUGGUCUGCACACCAGUGGAAUUUGUCUACAAGAUCCCAGAAGACAUGAGCUUCUCAGAGGCUGCUGCCUUCCCCAUGAACUUCGUCACGGCCUAUAUGAUGCUCUUCGAAGUUGCCAACCUCCGAGAAGGAAUGUCUGUGCUCGUGCACUCAGCGGGCGGUGGUGUGGGCCAAGCGGUGGCUCAGCUGUGUUCCACUGUCCCCAAUGUGACUGUCUUUGGAACGGCGUCUACUUUCAAGCAUGAAGCAAUCAAAGACUCCAUGACCCACCUCUUUGAUAGAAAAGCAGACUAUGUGCAAGAAGUGAAAAGGAUCUCUGCGGAAGGCGUGGACAUUGUGCUGGAUUGCCUCUGUGGGGACAACACUGGAAAAGGCCUCAGCCUUCUCAAACCACUGGGAACCUAUAUUUUAUACGGUUCAUCCAAUAUGGUGACGGGAGAGACCAAGAGCUUCUUUAGCUUUGCAAAGUCAUGGUGGCAGGUGGAGAAGGUGAACCCCAUCAAGCUCUAUGAAGAGAACAAAGUCAUCGCAGGAUUUUCCCUCUUAAAUCUGCUCUUCAAACAGGGCCGUGCGGGCCUCAUUCGAGGAGUAGUGGACAAACUCACUGGGCUCUACAACCAGAAGAAGAUCAAGCCCGUGGUGGACUCCCUGUGGGCCCUGGAGGAGGUGAAGGAGGCCAUGCAGCGGAUCCACGACCGGGGAAACAUCGGCAAGUUAAUUCUGGAUGUAGAGAAGACCCCGACUCCACUGAUGGCCAAUGACAGCACAGAGACCAGCGAGGCUGGAGAAGAGGAGGAAGACCAUGAGGGUGACAGCGAGAACAAGGAGCGGAUGCCCUUCAUCCAGUAACCUGGGGCCCCGGCGGGAGAAGAGGAAGGGUGUGACGUGGAAGGAGAGGGGCCGGUUGAGGAGGCUCUUCUGCGCCCCGGUGAACAAACGCUGUAGUCCACUGUGUGUCGUCUUUGUCUGCAGUCAACUGAGCUAAAAAGCUGUUGAUCACUGUUGUUUUUGAAAAUAAGUGCCAAUCCCAUUCCAUGCAGUAUUACGUCCCUCCCCCACCUGUGCAGUACUCUCUCCCCUCUCCCCUACUUCACAACCAUCCAUCUUUGGGUCCUUCUUGACAGUUCGUAGAACAGCCUUGCAAAUGAAUACGAGCCCUCAGGCCCAGUGGCUAUGAGACCAGACCUGGGCAAAGACAGGUUUGGAUUGAAGGGUGUUGUCCGGAUCCUGGGAGUCUUCAGGCCAAUGACACUUUUUGCUGGCAGCCACCCCUGUUUCUGACAAGAGCACUUGCCCAGAAAGAGGCCAGAAGAAAGAGGGUAGGCCGGGAGGUGUUUUUGAUGAGCCCACACACUUAGGAUCUCUCCAAAUAAUCCUUUCCCUCCUCCCCACUUAAGAGGCAACUUCCUUCCAUGCAUUUGGUUGUUUAAUUGUCUAAAGGUUGAACCACUCUCCUCUCAGCCUCUGAUGCUUGAUCCCUUCGCUGGUUCUUACCCAUCACCAUGGGAAAACAGAUGUGGAGUUUUCAGGAUAGAAGAUGGGUCAACAGCAUGAGUUUGAGGACCAGCCACAGAGACUUCUCCUCUGAAACCACAUCUCAGGAGCAAAAUCCUCCCUCCUCCCACCAUGUAUAUUUUAUUUUAAUUUUAAGAAAACUCACCACGUGUGGGACUAUUUCAGAAGUCCAUACUAAGAUUUGCCUACAUAUGCACACUUGCCGUGGGCAUUACUGAUCUUGCUGUUUUCAUUUCCCAGUCGUGAGCAGCUACCUUUACCAAGGGUCCCCCAAGGAAGCCCUCCCGUGUAGACCAUAUUUGGGGAAAACAAUCAAUGAGUAUCUCUUUUCUUGCCAAAGCAUGUUCCGACAUGUAACAAACUCUACCGAUACAAACGGCUGGCGUUCAGUAUCUAAUGCCAAACUCGCAGUCCCUCUCCUCUGAAAUAUAAAAUUAUGGUGCAGACUCUUUGCAGGGCCCCUGCUUUUUGGAAAUCAGGGACAAAACUACUUGAUUGCACAUCCAAUUUUCCAGCUCCUAAACUCCAAGGAAACCCCACACCCAGCCCCACCAUACUUGACCUGCCUUGAGGCCAACAGGUUGCCCUGAAGGAUGAGGGAGGGGCUCAGUGUCUCCCCAAGAGGGCUCCUCUUUCCCUCCUCUACUCCUUUGGCUCAAAGGGUGACUCCCUCACUCACACUCCAAGCUGGAGACAUGUGGAGCCCACAUGAUUAGCAAUCCCAAGUCGCUCUGCUCUCUGAAAGACCUUGGAGGGCUCCCACAUUGCCCCAUCUCUCCACCAGUGAGCCUUAGGGUGGACCCAGCUCCUUCCCCAAAUGAUGGGAAGGAAAGUACUCCAGCAGUUACCUUUUCAUUUCCAAAGUCCUUUUGUAACAAAUGUCACCUCACCAAUCACGUUCUUUUUUCCCCUACCCCAAGCUUGUGAUGCUGACGUAUUUAUGCCAAAUAUCUAUCUGAAGGGAGUUUCUCCUCAUUGUGAAUGUACUUGUGAAAUAUGAAGACAUCUGCCAUCUGAUUGGCAGGGAGAGGACAGUAUCUCAGAAGAAGGCACUGACAUCUUCUGUUCGUACCCCAAGCCUCACCAGUGUUUCAUUUCUGGGCCAUUUAGAAAGAUAAUGUGGAGGUUUAUCUCCCCCACACUCAAAACUUUUGCCAAACACUGUAUCAUUGGUCAUGUUUCUCCCAUAACCAAGCCGACAAUGAGGUUUUAAGAGAACCACCCAAGUGACGUUCCUGGUGAGCUGAACGGAAAUGGCAUUUUCUAGGGCUGGGGUUACAAAGCCACUGGCCACGUCAGGGCUGUCCUCUGCGAGGGGGUGAGAACUCUCUGUGCAGAAUCCUGCUGACCUUCGUUCUGUCCAGAGGAGAGGCAUUAAAAAAAAUUAUGCUUCCCCCAAGUGGGUUUCUUAGCUAGCAAGAUUAAGACAGUCAAAUUAUGGCCGUGGGUUAAAGAAGAAACCCUUUUGCGUCCUCAGAAUACAGGGUGAGAAGAGAAGUCAAGGUCAAGCGGUGUCAUGAAGAACAGGAUAAAUACCAAAAUUAACCGUGUAACGCACUCUCAUUUUUAAGCACCUUCUUCCUGUCACGUGAUUGGUUUUCUGAAGGAAAUGUAAAGAAAGGCUCAGUUUGCCUUAAAGGAACUGUGAAGGCUUCUCUCAUCUAAACUUGAUUGGAAUGAACUGAAACAUUGUCUAAUGUAUUUGUGGCUUUAGAGCUUUUGUUACAUUGUGCCUACAAAGCAAAUUAUGUUUACAUAAAAUAUAUAAAUAAAGUAUUCAGCAUAGCAUAA